Messenger RNA from Podarcis lilfordi (Lilford's wall lizard), 11805 nucleotides. Lineage: Eukaryota; Metazoa; Chordata; Lepidosauria; Squamata; Lacertidae. The record is from the annotation of a GenBank genome assembly.
CAGGACAGUUGGCUUACGCUAGCAAUGUCCAUGUGUAUACUGUCAGUCACAAAGUUGAAAUCAGACAAGCAAAGUAACUUGGCCUGCAUUGCAGGGGGCUGAACUAGAUUACCCUCAGGGUCCUUUCCAACUCUGCGAUUCUGUGAUUCACUAUGGCUCUUCAAAGUCCUUUUUCUAAGAAAACGGGUUUGGAACGUCAGUUUCAACCAAGGAGGUAUGUAGAACUGUGGAUUUUGCAGUAAUGUUGUUGGUGACGCUGCUAAAAAACGCACACACUGUGAGGUGAUGUUCAAAGAAGUACGAUGGAGCCUAGAUCUUCUAUUGUUAACCUUCCAGUUCUGGUGAAGAACUGGAACACAUGUGGAUGGUUCUCACAGUGAAGCUGUCAAAACCAUCACCUCUUGAGGGGGUGUUUCUCAAAUGUAGUUCAUAGAAUUUAUUAUUGCAUGGAUUUCUGCCAUCUCAUGGAGAAUAACCAUGCCCACAUGGAUAUUCCUGGUGGCUACUGGCAGGGGUUUGGAGAGUCUCCAGCAUUGUCCCAUGCUGUAUGUGCACUUUAGGUUCCAGCUCGCUGUUUCCACGCAGAAUAGUGCCCCAAGUAAGGCUAACCUAUGGAUCCGCUUGGAAUAAAAACUUAUGACAGCACAGCAACACGAAGAAGAUUCAGGCUACCGCAAGCUAACAAAAUUUUCUCUCGAAGAGGAUUAAGUGAGCAGGUUUCACUUCCGAUAUUCCUGGUCUAUUUGGAAGUGGAGAUAUGAAUGGCAUAUUAGGGCUGUCUUCCGAGUUGCACUAAAUGUGUUUUCCACAUGAAGGCCACAAACAUUGCCGGAUCCCACAACUCCCACCAGUUCCCGUCAGAUGAUUUAGUAAGAGGUCAGGGAUGAAGGGAGAGAAGCCCAGCAAGGCUUGGGAGAGCCACAAGUUAGCUACUACUUGCUAUAGAGCUAUUCCUGCCAAAUUCAAUGAGGCUACCACUGUAGAGGAAGUGCUCAGUGUUGUAUUAAUAGUAACAGAACAGGUAAAACAACUGGUAGAACAGUCCCCAAAGAAUUAAUGAAUGUUAGAAUGAUGUUGGAAUGAAGCUAAGGGGUUUUUAGUAGCAAUGCUAUAAGGAGUAUGUAAAAAUGGACUGCUAACAGAUGAGAAUAUACAGUUAUUAUAUAUUAAGACAAAGAUUUAAGAUAAAAACAAAGAGGGAAAGGAUUUGCUGAAGUUAACUUAUUGAACUGGAAUACAAAAAAGGGGAGGUGUGAGGAGGUCAGGGAAACAAGUGAAUGAAAGACAAGAUAUGGAAAGAUUGAUUUGUUUUUAAUUGUUCUUACUUUUUUGCAUUUUGUAUUCUCUUUUUUCUUUUUUUGAUUCUUUUUCUUUUUUUUCUUUUUUCCCCUUGUUCUUAUUAUUAUUAUUGUAACCUUUUUUUAUCUUUGAAACUUUAAUAAAUAUCUUAUAUAUAAAAAAAAGAACAGUCCCCAAAGAAGGCAGGACAAAUUUCUGUUAUGCAAAGUUUUGCUGACUGGUUGCCAAAGUAAAAGUGUGAGAAUAAUUUCCCCAUUUAGACAGGUUUGACUUAUAAUUUGUGUUUUGAAGAGAAGAAAGCUUUUUCUUUUUUUGCUUCGUUUUAAAAAUGGAUUUAUAUAUGCUUGCAAAUGUUUUGUUCAGUUUCAAUUUGCCAUGGAUAAGAAAGAGAAAUCAAAUCAGUGUGGUGGUGGCGACAGCUUUUUCCCAUUGUAUACUUUGCCCUAAAGGGACGCGGGUGGCGCUGUGGGUAAAACCUCAGCGCCUAGGACUUGCCGAUCGCAUGGUCGGCGGUUCGAAUCCCCGCGGCGGGGUGAGCUCCCGUCGUUCGGUCCCAGCUCCUGCCCACCUCGCAGUUCGAAAGCACAAUUAAGUGCAAGUAGAUAAAUAGGUACCGCUUUAUAGCGGGAAGGUAAACGGCGUUCCGUGUGCUGCUCUGGUGCCGGUUCGCCGGAGCAGCUUCGUCACGCUGGCCACGUGACCCGGAAGUGUCUGCGGACAGCGCUGGCUCCCGGCCUAUAGAGUGAGAUGAGCACACAACCCUAGAGUCUGUCAAGACUGGCCCGUACGGGCAGGGGUACCUUUACCUUUUAUACUUUGCCCUAUAACACCCUCUUGUGGUUUAUAUUUGUUUUGUCAGAUACAUCCCCUCCUGCCUCAGUAAAAUAACAGGAAACCAUGCGAAUUUCCAUUCUGCUUUUGGUAUUGGUCUUCACUGACCUUCUGAGGAACCGAGGUGCACUGUAAACACAACAUGCUAUGUGCAUUCAUGCUUCCACUCAUAAAUUAGUUCCGUUCCGUUUAGUGGUUAACCAAAAAGGUUUUAAGCACUCAUUCAUAAAUCACUGAAAACAAAUAUCGAAGCCAUGAUGUUCUUUCCUAUAGGACCCAUCCGUCACCAGCCCUUUGCUGAACCACCUUUGCUGCACCAGAACUCAUGCCAGUGUGGUGUAGUGGUUAAGAGCAGUAGACUCGUAAUCUGGGGAACCGGGUUCGCAUCUCUGCUCCUCCACAUGCAGCUGCUGGGUGACCUUGGGCCAGUCACACUUCUCUGAAGUCUCUCAGCCUCACUCACCUCACAGAGUGUUUGUUGUGGGGGAGGAAGGGAAAUGAGAAUAUUAGCCGCUUUGAGACUCCUUCGGGUAGUGAUAAAGCGGGAUAUCAAAUCCAAACUCUUCUUCUUCUUCUUCUUAUAUGAAAUCCCUGGUAGCUUCAAACAACAGCCAUAUAAGGACACUUCAGAUUUAAAAGCAACGUACAGAAAGAAGCAAGGAGUUGAAUUGGUGCUCCUAUCCGGUCCCUUGCACCCUUGGCAAUGAGAUGUUGGCUGCUCAAAGCAGCACAGGAGUGGCUUGGGGGGUGGGCAAGCUCUCCUAGCCACUCUGAGCCAGAGUGGAGAGGCGCCAUUUUUGUGCCCCCUCCUGGGCCUGCACCCUUGGUGGGGGUCAACCUAGCUAAUCCCUAGGUACACCCCUGUAGAAGUGUUGGGGGAGCCAUAUUUUCAGAUGCAUUGUCCCUAUGCCUUCAGCACCAUCUGACCAUGCAGAAAUCUGGGCAGGUGAAACAUCUCCUGGCAUGAAGGCAGUGAUGGGAAAGCUCUGACCUGCUUAACUGCUGUGCAUAGGAGCUGGGCCAAUAAAAAUGGGCUGGAGGUUUACGUUGGGUUUAUUCAAUUUAUACAUUGCUUCCCACUAAAAAUCUCCCACAGCAAAUUACACCCAAAGUAAAACACACAAUAAAAACCUGUGUAAGCAUUAUUAAAAAAAUAGACUUUGCAGCACAAUAUCAUAUUGCUGUCCAAAUGUCCCUGCGGGGCGGGGGGGCGGGAAUAACUUUGGCAGACACCAAAAUGAUGGCAAGGUUAGGAAUGUGCAGGACUCCCUAAGAAGAGCACAAACACAAGUAAAACUCACUCUUGUUCAAGAAGAUCUGAUCUUGGUCAAAAAGUAAACACCUUUGCUCUGCAUUAGCUUUGCUUUUUGCCUCCAAGAGAAGAGAGAGGGAAGCAUCAAAGGCAAGGGGGAUUUGCUAUGUUUCGUUUCUUAGUUUGAUCUUUCUACCUAGUACAUCUUUUAUACUAGAGGUGGGGAACCUGUGACCCAGAUGUCAUUGGUCUCCAGUUCCUAACUGCUCCAGUCAGGAAGGCCAAUGUUCAGGGGUAAUGGGAAGUUGGGAGUCCAACACACCUGCAGGGUCACAAGUUCCCCAUCCUUGUUUUAGACAAAGCAUUUAGCAGUUGCUCAUCACCUUGUCCAAAAAGCAGCAACUAUACAAAUCUCACCUGCCCAAAGCAGAAGAUAGUUUGUGCACAUGUGUGACCCCAGGACUGAUAUUUUUGUUUCCAGCCAGGUCUUAAAAUACAUACCUUUGCAAAACAAACAGAUAACAGAAGCAGAGGAUUGAAUACCACUACAGCUAAAAGGGAAAUUCCUAACCCACAAAUGUCUAGCCAAGCCCUCUAGCAGACAAAAGGUACAUGCCCUUUUGUCUGUGGUGAAUAUUCAUGACAAAGCCAGUCUGGUUUCCAAUGGAGACAGUAAACACACUGGGGAAACCCAAGGCUCUUGGGGUGUUUGGUUUCAGCUGCACCACCAGAACAAAAGCUACCGUAGUACUAAGCUACAACAACAGGCUCUCCUUACACAAUCAGUGGGCAUUCUGGGGAUUCCUGAAGCAAUGAGGGCGUUAGAAAGGGCACAUCAGUGUGGCUUGAGUUCCAGGAACAAAAGCUUGCUACGGACAGCUGAUAACUCAGAGCUUCCAAUAGCAGCAUCUUUAGCUUAGAAAAAUAUUAUCGUAUGGAAUCUUGCCUCCAUGCAGUGCACAGUUUCAGCUUCGCAACACAACACUGUUAGGCCAUCCAGUAAGUGUGCACAAACCCAAACAGGAAACCUGCAGAACCUCUUCAGACAUGCUGCGUGCUGGACACCAAGGUUUCGAUUUGUUUCGCUUACCUAAUCAAAUGCCUAAGGGAAAAUGCUGGCUAAGGAAAACUGCGAAUGUUUAGGGACUUGCUAGCACUUGCCCAAGCUUCUUGGGGGCUGGUGACCCAGUGUUGCUUGGCAGAGAAAAGCUCAUAUAGGAUGGGGAGCAGAGCAAAUGGACUCAGGAGGACAACAUCGGCAGGCUUCCGGUCACCGGCUACCAGCCCUGCAGAUGUGAAUUUAGCCUCAUCCUCGUCUCCUUCGCUCAGCAGCAGCCAAUCUGCAAGGACUCUACUGGCUACCACACAGAGCUCGGUGAAACAAUCAAGCAAAAGCCGUGGUGGAGAGGAGCAAGAAGCCCUGAAAGCAGACCAGGUCCGGCAGGACACAGUCUGGAGAGAGUUUGUGGAGGCCGAAAGAAGAGCAACGAAAUAUUGGUGAGUAACCCAAUAUAAUUCUUCCCCUGACAGAACUGUACUCCCAACUCAUGUUUGACCACGGGUGGGCAUCCUGGACUGCCACGACAGAUGGGGAGUUCGUCCAGGCUUCGGCUCAUCCCACGGCUUUCCCCUGGGGAAAACGCACCAUUUGCCACUCAAUCAGAACAAAACAUCAAUUGGUUUUUCUGCAGAUUAAUGUUUGUUCUGAUUCAGCGGUAAACAGUGGGUUUUCCCCAAGGGAAAGUAGUAGGGACAAGGAAAAACACACUCAGAAAGCAUGGGAUAAUUGGGAAAUGUCUAGGACUCAUGCUUUCUAGGCACAGGACAGGCAGAAGUGCGGAUGGGUCAUGAGGCUGCAGUCCAGCCCCCCUUUGCGCCAGGCCAGGGGGGGGUUUGGAUUGGGCAGAGGUACCUCUUUGCCCAGUCCAGCCUGUCUGCUGGCCAGCGUGUCUGCAGAUGUAGUGGUGGCGCAGCUGUUUUGCCACAGCCUCCCACUGCCCACCUGGACUGUCCUAUAUUACUCAUUGGGACGUGGGUGGCGCUGUGGGUUAAACCACAAAGCCUAGGACUUGCCGAUCAGAAGGUAGGCAGUUCGAAUCCCCGUGACGGGGUGAGCUCCCUACUGCCAACCUAGCAGUUCGAAAGCAUGUCAAAGUGCAAGUAGAUAAAUAGGUACCACUCCGGCGGGAAGGUAAACGGCGUUUCCGUGCGCUGCUCUGGUUCGCCAGAAGCAGCCUAGUCAUGCUGGCCACAUGACCCGGAAGCUGUACGCCGGCUCCCUCGGCUAAUAAAGCAAGAUGAGCGCCGCAACCCCAGAGUCGUCCACGACUAGACCUAAUGGUCGGGGUCCCUUUACCUUACCUUUUAUAUUACUCAUUGUGGGUGCCACUGUUAUAAUCUCUGUCUAGUUGCAUUUGCCUAUUGUCUUGUUUCUUAGGCCUGUUGCUUUGCACAAAACAUCUUUGCAAUGUAUCUCUGUAAGAAAGAAAAAAAAGCAAAGAUAGGGGCCGAAUGGUUGCAUGCACUUUGCCUCAUGUGAAGAAUAUUUUCGUCUUUGGGGGAAAUGCAGCAAGGAAAGGCCCUUUCAUUUAUAUUGUGAGCACUCUGGUAGAUGAGGCAAGGAGCUUCUUUUUUCCAACGGUAUGUGUGCACCAGGGCCAGCAGGAUUCUAGGGCUUCUCACGCAAUGGUAAAUUCAAUACUUAUUCCAUUUCAUGGCAAAUGAAAGCUCUCUGGGGAAAAAGAAACUUUCUUGUUUUGUAGGCUUUUAAGAACUGGGGCUACCGAUUGCUCCAGCCACUCAAGCAUUACACCAAUCCUGUGCUGCCUUUAAAAAAAUAAAUGCAGUAACAGCAUCAGUAAUAAUAGCAUGAUAAUAGUUUAAUAGAACAUAGGCAUCUGGGCCAGUGGUUUUCCCACCCACCCCUCUUCAAACUCUGCUCUAAUUGAAAGGUUUAUCCCUGAAAGACAGUGUGACCACAAUUGCACACAUGCUCCUGCAAUAUGAAGAAGGACAUUGGGUGUAUUCUAAGGCAGGAGAGGGUGGAAAGAAGAUUGGGAUCCAUUAGGAGAUGGAUGGAUGGUUUUGAAGUACGUAGCUCAUCAAGCAUUUGUGACCUCCUUGCUUUUUUUUUUUAAACCAAGUGCAGCAGCAACAAAAGGGCUGCCCCCACAAACAAAUUGGCUACCCGAUUUGCAUCAGUCAGAUGUAAAUGUGUACUUGUAUAGCAGGUCAUUCCACGUAUGGUCCAUGAGGUGCAACAGGCAACCAGCUCUGCCCCACGAACCACCAUUUUGCACCUGGUUCUGGUUAGCAGACCUUGGGGUAGUAGUAAAAAAAAAAAGCAUAUCACAUACGCAUGCCUUCUAACCGCGCCUAUCAUAGAGUUAAGGUGAGCAGGUGCAAAAGAUGGCAAGGAUCCUGCACCUUUAAUAUAUGUGUAGAAGAGGGAAUUCCAGCAGGUGCAGCUUGCAUGAGACCUGCUGAAAUUCCAUCUUCUACGCAACCAUUAAAGCAGCAGGAGUUCUGUCCUCUUUUGCAUCUGCCCACCCUAGAUGUGUGCAGGUUUAGAACACAUGGGGGCUGAGUUGAGCAGUUUUCAAUUAAAGAAGCCAUUGGUUGGCCUCCUCUCAGCAGCCAGAAACAUCAUAGCCAGACACUGGAGAGACCUGUCAGGAGGAAGCAUGGACCAAUGGUACCAAAUAGUAUGGGAAACAGCCUUAUUAGAAAAAACUAACCUAUAAGCUGAAACUGACAUGGGGACAAAUGGAAGAAGACGCCUUCACCCCGGUAUGGCUCCCCUUUAUCACAUACACAGCCCAACAAGACAACAACAAGAAUGAAGACAGCACAUGAAUCAAUAUGGCUAACCUGAUUCAAAAACACCCACCCACCCCACUCACACAUGAAAACAAAGUUCACCACAGCCAAUCACAAACAAACAACCACACCCUAGGCCAACCCCAACCUCUCUCGCCACCAAAGGAACACUAGCGAAUAGCAAAGAGAACCUGCAAAAGCGACGCUGACACAAAACCCCACACAGACAUUAAGUAGAAUAGAAACAUCGCCACCGGACCCCACCCUCACUCACCAUGCCCCCCCUCUACCUCUUCCCCCCUUUUCUUCCUAAUGUAACACUAAUGUCUCAACAAAUGAAACUGAUCUGUAGAAAAUGUAACUUGGAAAAAGAGACGUUGCACAUACUUUUGUAAACAAAGAAAUCUUUACUAAAAAAUAUGUUAAAAAAAGAAGAAGCCAUUGGUUGGAGCCAGCCCUAUAACUAUAUCUUUAUUCUAGUCCUUUUAAUGCCAUCUUUAAUUUCGGAACAUCUGGCAUUGCUAUGCUUGGCUAACAAAACUAAAGCACCCUCUCUUUAUUAUUCCAAAGGUACCGGAACUGGAGUUUCUUAAAGGACUACGAUCCAUUGGUAAGUCAAAGGCGAACACCCCUGUUACAAAAGGGAUGAGGAACUUCAGAGUGGUAUAAUUAAGGUAUUCUUGCCUUAAUUAUGCUUGUUCGUUUCUGUCUUCUCCCCCCGCCACCCACACCCACACCCACACCCACACCCACACCCAACAAUGGACCCUAGCAGGGGUCCACAAACUUUGGAAGUUUUUGGUAGCCAGGCAAACCUUUGCUAUUUCCCACAAAAGGUUGGGGAGUGCUAUGUUCUCAUGUUAAGCUUGGGAGAUGCUCUGCCUAAGUGCUGGCAGAGGGCAGUAUUAAUGCCUCCUCCCCAGAAACAUGCAGGGAUUGCAUGCUGAGCACAAGGUCUCAGAGAUUUUCUUGCCCUUAUCCAUGCUUGGGUCAUGGCUGGAGGAAUCACCCAGAUGUUUUGUUAGCUUAUAGUUCCCAGUCUCCCAUCCAAGGGAGAUAGGAGGCUGCUUUAUAAAAUGACAGACCUACUUAACUUCAGCAGAAAAAAAACUGCCUACAAGUCUCUAUCACUGAGCAAUUCUCCUCUCUCUUAAAAAGAGUUUGUUUUACUCUUGUUUGCCUAGGUUUCUUAAUUCAUACUCAUUUUAAAUAUUAUUCAAAUUCUAUGCAAGGUGCCUUGCUGUCAGAAGAACAUCAAAAUCUCACUGCUUUCGGAGAUGAGGCUGAUGAGAUUUCUCCACCCUUCUUCCAAGCACAAAACAGAUAUGACUGCAAAGGGAGAAUUGUGGUCACACUUAAGAGGGUGCUACCAAUUCUCUCCUUUUCAGCAUGGUGACACCAGGUGACUGGCAGGUGAGGGGCCCCACUCACAUCUGUUCAUGUGGCCUGCAGGAUGGUGGGGGCAGAAGGAAGAGAAUUCUAGAUCUGGACCACUAGCUGAAUCCAGUUGCCCACCCCUGCCUUACAGAGACUUCUGGGAACUGCAGUACUGCAGGAUAUAGACGCCACGUUAACAGUUAUCCAAUUUUAGUUCAUAUGUUGAAAACCGGUCUGUGAAUACUUGGAAAUAAAGGAAGUAAAUGCAGUAUUUACAGAAGCAUUUUCUGUUUGUUUGAGGCAAGCUCACAUAACUUGACGUUUCUUUUACCCAGGGCAGGCUAAAAGAACCUGAGCAGCUUCCUGAAUACAUGUCAGUUUUCUCAGACAAAAUUCCCAACACCAGCGGACAUGUUAUUGGCAGCAGAAUGAACACAGAUCUCGGCAAAACACUAGUAAAAAUGGAUUACUUCCUCAACUAUGGCAGAAGAAAAAAUAAACUUGGACAGGAACUCCAGGCUUCCUAGAAUCAGAAAAAAGAAUUCUACUCCCCUCUUUUAAAAGAGGAACUACUGCUCUAACUACAACCACCUACAACCAAAAACAAUAACAUGCUUUCUCUCUCUAUAUAUAUGCCAUGUUUCCAAAGGCUAGUUGAAAUUCUAUCCAAAUAAGGCAUUUAGUGAUUUCAAAGUGGACACCUGAGAACAUACGGACCACAUUUAAUAUUUUUAGUUUCAACGUUUUAAGAAGUUUAUGGAGCUGAAUCACAUUCCAAAAGCUUAAUCUGUGCUGAGUUAUGUGAGAGAACCAAGAGGUCUAUCUUUACCAAAUCUGUCAUUUUUUGGCAGCUUAUAUUUGCUCUACGAAAAACUAAGAGCCGUCUACAUUAUCUGCCCACAGGCAGUUGCCAUCAUUAUAUUAUAUUCAUUGCAUCAAAGAGAACCAAAACAACUUUCACAGUGAUAUAGUGACCUGUGAAAGGACAUGCAAUUUAACAGCUAUGCAAGUGAGAAAUGAUUUCAUUCAAGGUUACAGUUUGUUCCAAAUUUGACCUUGCAUUCUGCCUAAGUUGUUGUGGGGAACAGAAAGCAGUCAUGACCUCCUAGCAGACAGUGCUGGCCAGAAGGCUGGCUGGCAGCUUCUGAGCAGAUUGUUAACAAAGCAAUUUGCAACGAUUUUGUACAAGAUCUUCAGAGCAAGGAGAACCAAAGCUGUCCUUUCCUGAUGUUUGUUGGACCGCAAAUCCCAUCAGCCCCAGGCAGCAAGAAUAAUGGGAGCUGGAGUCAAACAUCAUUUGGAGAGGACCCUGAUCUAGAGUCCUAGGACAUUAUUUAAAGGUCCAUGAGGCCACCGCUUUGCUGAAGGUAAGCAGAUCAGCCCAAUGCCUGGAUGGGAGACUGACUGGGAAAUAAGAGUCAUGGAAGAUUGGUUGUACAAUGAAGGGUGAGUUUCUCUCAAAUGAAGACUGCAUGGAUUGCUUCUACGUAUCUGCAGCCUUCAGCACCUAUUGACUACAACUUCUCUUUACCCUAUAGUUAUAGCUCCUUUAUGAACUAUCACCAGUUCACCAUCUUUCUUAAGCAAAGUGGUCCAGAACAUUACAUAGCAAAGAUCUGGUGGUGCCAAACAGGGGGUGCUUUGAGUGUACAAAGGCAAUCCCUCUCACUGAGAAAAAGUUUCAGGACAGGUCUGUGGAUGGCCAUACCCAAUCAAAGACUAGGAUAGUCCCUGUUGUGUCCAGUGCUGGAAGUGUGUGUUUAAGACUGAGCUGAAGGCCUGAUGUGCAAUGGCAGAAGAAACUGACCUGUUGUCCAGAUAAGGACAGAAAGUGAAGAUCCUGGAAUCGAUAAUGUCAAAUUAAGGAGCGUAAGAACUCUGCCCUAAGCAACUUAAAGGAAGCUGUGUUGGUCUAUGAAGUGGGUGGGGGAAUAAUACACCAUCUUGAAAAUGAAUCUAAAAGCUGGCCUUAUAGCUAUAAAACCCAACUUAACUUCUUGUACUUUUUUAUUUCUCCUCAUCCCUGUCCUGCACUUUGUGUAACGUCUUGACAGAUGAAGAGUUCAGGAGAACUUGAAAGCUUGCCGCUAUGUUACGGCAUUUUGGUUGGUCUCAAUGAAGGUAACGCCCAACUGUGGGUUUUGAAUUCCAUUCUCAUUCAUCCACUUCUGUUCACACACAUGAAAAAGAAGCCUGGGAUUCCCCCCUCCCCAAGUAUCUAAUUGCUGGUAAACUACACAAAUUAUUGCCUAGGAAACUACUGGAAAGCAGAGGAAAAUAGAGAGUCCUAAGGGAUCGUUCGGCAGAGGCUUUACGUCCUCCCAGUCCCAGCUGACUAAACUGAUUGGACCCACUUGGAAAGAACUGCCACUGGCUUCCUGUUGCUGAAGCCCUUUUGUGGGAACAAAUUGUCCCUUAUUUAAAAUGCUUUUUAAAAGCACACAUUUACAGCUGGUCAUGUACACUACAGCUGAUAGAAUUCAGCAUGCGACGGACCAUACUUGUCAAAAGAGUUAAUAGUACGAGAGUGAAUCAUUCAAUUCAAGCAUCUACAUUUGCAAUGUGUUGGAAAUCCUGGAAACCAGCAUUGAAAUAAAUUUUUCCAGCAUCAACUGGCUCUGCCUUCUCUUUAUCACUUUGCUGUGGGGUGCAAACCACUUUCCAGUUGCACCCGUGUUGAUCACAUCAUUGGCCUGGGAAGCCAAGUACUGCCUACCUGACUAACGGUAGCUCUCCAAUCUUGGGGGAAAUGCCUUUCGCAGCCCUGAUAAGCCCUAUUACCUGGGGUCCUUGUAAGGGAUAUGACAGCGGUUGAACCCGUGACUGAAGCUCUGUGCCUCUUAUAAUGGCUUAAUCCCUUUCUGCCAGCCAGGAUCUCAGAAAACCCUGAAAACAGUUUUCUAUUGGACUCGAAGGCUUGGCGAGACUCUGUGAAGAAAAAGAACAACACACUUUGGAGGAUACGUAAUGGUGAUGUUUUCUUCCUGACUAAUUGAAUACAGAAUAAAUAACACUUUGUUCACAAUCCUAAAACCACUUAAGGUAAUCACACAGAAUUCAGUGAUGUUGCUACUGAAUGCAGAGACUACAACACAAAAUACUUAGCGACCUGCAGAUGGCACUCAAGGCUGACUUAUUUAAAAAUGUAGAGAUUUUCUAUGUUAAAUCGUUUUUAUUAAUUUUCCAAUAAAAAACAUCCAGUUAACAUAUCAACUCAUAAUCCAAUU